CCGCCUCUGAGGUUUCCAAGUCUCCCUGGUAUUUAUACGGAGGGCACGGCAGGACCGGCUCCCAGAGGAAGGGAGCUCUCGCCUCCGCGCUCUCGCCCAGGCGCCCCGUCGGCAGCGGCAUGUGCGAGGAGGAGACCACCGCGCUGGUGUGCGACAACGGCUCCGGGCUCUGCAAAGCCGGUUUCGCCGGCGACGAUGCCCCCCGCGCCGUCUUCCCCUCCAUCGUGGGCCGCCCCCGGCACCAGGGCGUGAUGGUGGGCAUGGGCCAGAAGGACAGCUACGUGGGCGACGAGGCGCAGAGCAAGAGGGGCAUCCUCACGCUCAAGUACCCCAUCGAGCACGGCAUCAUCACCAACUGGGACGACAUGGAGAAGAUCUGGCACCACUCCUUCUACAACGAGCUGCGCGUGGCACCCGAGGAGCACCCCACGCUGCUCACGGAGGCGCCCCUCAACCCCAAGGCCAACCGCGAGAAGAUGACGCAGAUCAUGUUCGAAACCUUUAACGUCCCGGCCAUGUACGUCGCCAUCCAGGCCGUGCUCUCCCUCUACGCCUCCGGCCGCACCACCGGGAUCGUGCUGGACUCGGGCGACGGCGUCACUCACAACGUGCCCAUCUACGAGGGCUACGCUCUGCCCCACGCCAUCAUGCGUCUCGACCUGGCCGGCCGCGACCUCACCGACUACCUCAUGAAGAUCCUCACCGAGAGGGGCUACUCCUUCGUCACCACCGCCGAGCGCGAGAUCGUGCGCGACAUCAAGGAGAAGCUCUGCUACGUGGCGCUGGACUUCGAGAACGAGAUGGCCACGGCCGCCUCGUCCUCCUCGCUGGAGAAGAGCUACGAGCUGCCCGACGGGCAGGUCAUCACCAUCGGCAACGAGCGCUUCCGCUGCCCCGAGACCCUCUUCCAGCCGUCCUUCAUCGGCAUGGAGUCCGCCGGCAUCCACGAGACCACCUACAACUCCAUCAUGAAGUGCGACAUCGACAUCCGCAAGGACCUGUACGCCAACAACGUGCUCUCCGGCGGCACCACCAUGUACCCCGGCAUCGCCGACCGCAUGCAGAAGGAGAUCACGGCGCUGGCCCCCAGCACCAUGAAGAUCAAAAUCAUCGCCCCCCCGGAGCGCAAAUACUCCGUCUGGAUCGGCGGCUCCAUCCUGGCCUCGCUCUCCACCUUCCAGCAGAUGUGGAUCAGCAAACCCGAGUACGACGAGGCCGGACCCUCCAUCGUCCACCGGAAAUGCUUCUAAGCCCCCUCCCCAACCCCCCCCCACCCCCCCGCGGCGGCGGCCCCCCCCCCGGCUCCUCCUCUCUCCCCUUGCAGCUCCCAAGCAGCUCCAGGCAGCAUUAAAACCUUUUCUGGA
Messenger RNA from Rhea pennata, 1364 nucleotides. It is a transcript of the gene ACTG2, whose product is annotated as actin gamma 2, smooth muscle. The transcript is spliced from 9 exons. The record is from RefSeq and is a predicted model, not a curated record. The coding region runs from base 120 to 1250 and encodes 376 amino acids. Lineage: Eukaryota; Metazoa; Chordata; Aves; Rheiformes; Rheidae.